GCAUUGAUUAAAGCAGCAGCAACCAAUAAUCCGCCAGUUGCUAAAUUAGGGCGACCUUCAACUAAAAACACAAAUUCCUCACGUUCAAGCAAAAAAUACAAGCCUUCAAGAGUUCAUAAGCCUAAAUACAAGUGCCAUUCCUCCAUAGUACAUAGUGAAUCGUCAAUAAAGGAUAUAGAACCCAAGAUAUUUAAGCUAAAAUUGCCUCAGACUAAAAGUCAGAAAAUGGGUGAUACUGUGCCACGAUUUACAAAACUCCCGCGAACAUGGUGGUUAAGUUAUUACCCUCCUCGUUUCUUGACCUUGUUUCUACUGGGUUCAAUCGCGUCUUUUAUGGUCGACCACCUGCUUACUCAAAACCAUAUAACAGAAUACCCAAAGGACACCCCAAAGCUCAUUGACACAGCAGCUUGGAUUCCCCCCACAUGCGGCUUGUCAGCAAUACUAAUAGGUUCCUUAUUUCCACUGGUAGACUAUUGGCUUAGGAUAAAACCACAAGAAUUUCAAAGAGAAUGGAGUAAUGUCAUGAGGUGCAUGGGGGGUUUUAUUGGAAUUGCAUAUGCUGCUACGAAACUAUCGUGGAAUAGUGAUUAUCAAGUUUCUUGUACAUUGGCUCUAAUAUCAAUAGCACUAUGGUUCCUGUUUGAUCGGACGUUACACGGAUUCGCAAUGUCCGUCGUAUUUUCGUCAAUAGGAACAGUUGUCAU
Molecule: messenger RNA, 707 nt
Organism: Acaulospora morrowiae
Lineage: Eukaryota; Fungi; Glomeromycota; Glomeromycetes; Diversisporales; Acaulosporaceae
Source: the annotation of a GenBank genome assembly